Molecule: messenger RNA, 1629 nt
Organism: Dentiscutata erythropus
Lineage: Eukaryota; Fungi; Glomeromycota; Glomeromycetes; Diversisporales; Gigasporaceae
Source: the annotation of a GenBank genome assembly
AUGUUUAUCGGUAAAGAAGACGCUGAUUUUAACGAAAAUAAAAAAUGGGUAACUGCAGAGAAAAAAUUUAGACGUUAUAGUAUGAGCGCAAAAGAGAAAUUUAUUAGACUGUGUCUAGAACUAUUGACAGCAGCUGUAGGAAUUUCACCAUUAGUACUAUUAUAUACCGCGACAUAUUUGCGAUGGCGCGUUGCACAUUCAUUCAGGAUAAGUGAGCUAUACGCAUAUCUAUCUCAAUCGAUAGGUCCCUCAAAAUUAAAGCUGAAUAAAAUAGCUUGGAUUACUGCCAUUGUGAUGGUUGUCCUCGGUGGUGCAGUCUCUGCUUUACAUAAUACAGCAUUUACAAUUCAUAAGGGACAAUUAGUAACGAAUGUAUUUGCUCAUGCAAAAGUCAUUUCUGCAAAUGGAGGUUUGGGAUUAAUUCCUCUUAUCAACUGCAGCUCAUAUAGUAUAGGUAACCUAGUUCGGAAAUUAAAUACGUGUCCGUUUGAACUUACCCCUGAAGGCUACUUGGCAAACAGUCAAGUAGCCAACAAUACUGGUAUGAGUGAAUACGGUGGGAUGGUUUUCUCAGAUCAACAGCCUGUUCCUACUAUAACAGAGAUCAUGAAUGGAACUGCUAAUGCCAAUGCUACUUAUUCAAAUGUACCUUUAUUUGAUUAUUCUGUAAAUUGCUCAGUAGAAUCCGAUUCAACAUUCAAUCAAACAAUCAAGCGGGCAUUAACUGAAAUUAAUUCUGGAAACAAUGAUGAUCUUUCUAUAUUCAAUGUGGUGGCCAAUGAUACUGAAUUACCUGGAAAUUCAACAGUCUACCGAGAAAAUUCAUUUAGUUACCCUGUCGUUUCAUUGUCAUCAUCUAGAAUAGUUGGUAUGGCAAAGGUCGUUUCCCCAGUGAAUACUAAUAUUACUGGUAUCCCGGCUCUUUUGUACUUUUCUAAUCAUCAGUCUGGUGAUUUAUUUUCACAUAAAAAUGUAACUGUUACAAAUAUUACAACUGUGAUGCCUAAUAAAGGACAGUUAGAAAUAGCGGAUUUUAAUAUCCCUUCUUUACACCAAUUGACUAUGGGUACAUCUCAACUUUACUGGAGUCCGUUUUUAACAUAUCUUGGCAAUAAUACUAAUGGAAAAUUUUCACUGGAGUUUCUUGCCAUGCAAAUUAAAUCAUUAUUGCGAAAAGGUCAUUAUCUUGCUAAUGCUGGAUUUGGCUCUACUGAGCCCAUUGAAGGCACAAUUACUACCAAUGUCAAUCAGUUCAAUGAUAUUAAGUUAAUUAGAUUAGUUUUAAUUAUACAAUCAUUGAUUCAUCUGAUAAGUAUCAUUAUUGCAAUACUUAGUUUUUAUACAACUAUUAUAGAAACCGAAAUCUAUUCUGCAUCAACUUGGUGGUCAUUUGGAGCUUAUGCAGUAAAUAAACCUGUAGAUGGGUGUACUGGUAUUAUGUCUAAAGAACAUCGGAAUAGAAUAUUAGCACUACGUGAAACAAUGGAAGGACAUCUUCAAAUGACUUUUCCGACGGAUGGAAACAUACCAUCAGAAAAUUUGGACAACAUGAAUAUAAGAGACCUGAGGUGCGAUUUGCCAGGAACAGAGCUACCGGAUUUUAUGGCGAUAGAGAAGGGUCUGAUUUAG